AUGUGGGCAGCUUACAUAUUUGCGGGCGUGGUUCUGCAGCUGCGAUCUGCUCAUGCACACUCGGCGUUCACAACUGGUAUCACCGUUCAACUAGACUCUAUCAAUUAUUUUAUCCUCCCAGAAAUCACUGCGAAAAUCGACAAUUAUUCCCGAAAUAUUCCAGAUGGAACUGGCCCAGUUCCCGUCACGGUCGUCAACCUCAAUUCAACGAAACCAACGCAUGAAAGUGUUGAAAACGUACUCGAGAGCUUUGCAAAAACAGAUGAUGUGUUCCAAGUCGGCUUUCGUCAAGGUAAGUGGCACAACAAAGAGAGCAGUGAGCCAGGUCACAGCGUUUCACAGCUAGGCAAUUCUACUUUUAUAUGGAGUCAUUCGCAUUUCAUGAAUAGUUCAGUUGUCCCUGAUGGCCCUUACUUCCUUACCACAGGUGGCUUCCUUCACCAAGCAUAUCGGUUGUAUCCGGACGUACAGGGAGCUUUCAGUGAGACUAUCAUCCCCAGCACAGACGGAUCCUUCUCAGUGUUGCCGGCAAACGUUCCCGGGCAGUCGCUGGCGGUGGCCGUUCCAUCCCGUUUAUACUACCGACCGACUAUCGAAAAGCCGUUGGCAGGCGUACGCGUUGGUGUCAAAGAUAUUUUUGACGUUCGAGGGGUAAAGACUUCCAAUGGGAAUAGGGCGUGGUACCACCUUUAUCCUCCAGCGAACCGCACGGCAAAUGCGGUGCAGAACCUGAUCGAUGCAGGCGCUGUCUUGGUGGGCAAGAUGAAGACAAGUCAGUUUGCCAAUGGCGAGAGUGCAACCGCAGACUGGGUGGACUAUCAUGCCCCGUUCAAUCCUCGAGCCGAUGGCUGUCAGGAUCCAUCAUCGUCUUCUGCCGGCCCAGCAGCUGGAAUAGCUGCUUACGAAUGGAUUGAUAUUGCACUUGGCUCAGACACAGGUGGUAGCAUAAGAUCGCCGAGUCAAGUUCAGGGCAUAUUUGGCAACAGACCAAGUCACGGCCUUGUCUCCUUGGAUGCUGCUAUGCCGCUCGCUCCAGAGUUCGACACGGCGGGGCUUUUUGCGCGAGACCCCGGCCUCUGGACCAAAGCGGCGCAGGCACUGUAUCGCUCUGGGAUGAAUCUGUCGACUUGCUACCCGCAAAAAGUUCUCACUGUUGGAUUUGAUGUUGACGGUAACGAUCAACUCAAGGUCACUCUGGGAAAUUUCCUGUCGCGAUUCACUUCGUUUCUUUCCGCAACUGGUAUGCCGUUUAAUCUUACCGAAUCGUGGGCUGCGGCGAACCCGGACACUCCAGAUCUUCUCUCUUUCAUCAACAACACGUACGAAAUUCUCUCUGCUAAAGAACAGGCGCGACUUGUCAGAGACCCAUUCUUUGCUGAUUACGCCGCCGUUAAUGACGGACGAUUACCUCACGUAAACCCUGCGCCAAGACAACGCUGGGCGUUAGGCGACGCUUCCUCCUCUACCAUCGAGGAUGAUAUCAAGAACAAAACUCGUUUCAUGGAUUGGUUCAAUUCCGAAGUCAUGUAUCGCGACUCUGUGUCUUGCUCUGACAGUCUGUUUUUGUAUGUCCCCCGAACGCCGAAAGAUACAUCUCGAGAUACCUACACUACCGGGCCACAGACACCGCGAGGAUUUUCUACAAGCCGCAUCUCAGUGAUGAGUGGGGUUCCUGACAUUGUUGUACCGGUCGGACAGAUAGCAUAUCAAUCAUUCGUCACGAAUCAUACAGAAUACUUGCCUGUCACGGUCGACCUCAUGGCUGCAAAAGGUUGUGAUGGAAUGCUUUUCUCGCUGGUGGAAGAUUUAGUCAUGGCUGGUAUUGUCAACAUUAGCCAGGUGGGCAGGAGCAGCGUUGACGGAGGAAGUAAUUUGUACUGA
Messenger RNA from Colletotrichum godetiae, 1881 nucleotides. Its product is annotated as amidase signature domain-containing protein. The transcript has 4 exons. The coding region runs from base 1 to 1881 and encodes 626 amino acids. The record is from RefSeq and is a predicted model, not a curated record. NCBI's taxonomy places the organism in Eukaryota, Fungi, Ascomycota, Sordariomycetes, Glomerellales, Glomerellaceae.